AUGAACAAAGUUAAACAUGAACAACAACGUGUUGUUAAUGUAGUAGCCAAACAAGCUUCAGAAAAGAAUAAAGGACCCAAGUCAAAGGGUACAGCACCAGCCAAUGUAGACAAAGAUGAACAACAACAACAACAACACAACAAGAAAAAGGAGACAAAUCAAGAACAGCAUAAACAACAUCAAGAGGAGACAGAGGAAGAAAAGAGAUUGAGACAGGAGAAGAAUAAACAGCAACAAGAAGAGAAGAAGAUGAGGAGCAAGGAGUUUAAACUACAACGAGAGAAGGAGAGAAUUGAGAAGGAGCAAGAACAAAUGCAGGCUCUGGCAUUGGCAAUCAUAAACAAGAAGAGCAUUCCAUCACAAUCUUCUUCUUCUCCUUCGGCGUCCUCGUCCUCAUCAUCGUCGUCCUCGUCGUCUAAAGCGAAGAAACAAUCAAAUUCAACUUCAUCAUCGGCGUCUUCAUCGUCUUCAUCGUUGGCGCUUGCAACUCCAAAUUCGGCCACACAUCCAUUGUCUUCGAAGCCCAAAGAACAGCAUCACAUCAUUCACAAACCAAAGCUCAAUGAACAAGAUACCCAUAAUUCAUGGCUAGUUGGCAACUCCAAAGACAACAACUCUAAAGACAACAACAAAAACAAACCGCAACCCAAGAGAUGCGCUGAGAAUGACAAUCCAUUCCUCCCAACAUCAUCUUCCACCUCAUCCUUAUCCACUGACGACAAGAACAAGAUCAAGCCAAAGAACAACGAAGUCGAGCCUGACAACCCGUAUCUCACAUCAACAUCGACAUUCAUACCAACUCCCUAUAAUUCAGUGAAUGUCAACAACAACAAGAAACGCGAUGCCCGUCGUGGAAACAGUGGAUCACUGACCAUAUUUCAAGAAGAUGUCGAUGAGCCAAAGGCAGAAGGUUCGAACUUGGCCAGACUCAACUUCCUCUAUCGCGCAUCCUUGAUGAUGCAGCAAAGCAACUCUCCAGCGAUCGCUCGCUAUCUACACCAUCGAUUCAGACAAGAUGCUCUCCAACAGGGUGUUGAUGAACUGCCCUCUGCUGAGCAACCUGUGGCAUCUCACCUAAAGACCUGCUCGUCUUGCAGCGUCAAUCUUGUCCCAGGUGUCAACUGCAGGGUCCGUCUAAAGAACAGGUCUAACAAGCUAAAGCUGCGAGAAGGAAUUGCGACCCCAUCGUCUUACUGCGACAAGAUCAAGAACAACAGAGCCAGUGAGUACGGCCUCGUCAGUGUGGUCUGUACCGAUUGCCAAGCGACAACAUCACUGCCCACCGAGAAGAUCAAGGCGCGACUCAAUCGUCUUCUGGAACAAAAGAGGAAGCGACCUCGUCAGACUGUAGUUGCGCCAUCAGAAAACACUGUUGCCGCUCCAUCGACAGAGAUGAUCAUCGAAGACACUAGAGAGACAAAGAAGAUCAAGAUGGACAAUAGUGAUCUUCCAAAGAAGGCUGCUGCCAAGCCGCCACCUCCUCCCAAAAAGGCUGGCGCAAAGAAGCAGCAACAGAACAAAAGUAAAGCGGGUGGCCUGAGCAGCUUCUUGGCUGAAGUCGGCGACUUCAUGAAGUGA
Molecule: messenger RNA, 1578 nt
Organism: Acytostelium subglobosum LB1
Lineage: Eukaryota; Evosea; Eumycetozoa; Acytosteliales; Acytosteliaceae
Exons: 2
Coding region: 1-1578 (525 amino acids)
Biological process (GO): tRNA processing
Cellular component (GO): nucleolar ribonuclease P complex
Source: RefSeq, a predicted model, not a curated record